AUGGGUUGUUUCGGAAGAAGUAAGAAAUCGAGCAAACGAUCGGAGACUAACAAAGAGAAAAACAAGGAUACUGUGAAAAUUAGGAAAACCGUCGGUGGUGGUGGUACAAGCGUCGUUAAGCGAGACGAUCAGACUCAACCCACUUCAGAUUCGACAAAAGUCAGUCCAUAUAGAGAUGUAAAAACUGAAGGAGUUGGUAAGGAGGAUCAGUUAGCUCUUGACGUGAAGGGUUUGAAUUUGAAUGACCAAGCUACAGGGAAGAAAGCACAGACUUUUACCUUUCAAGAACUGUCACUUGCCACAGGGAACUUUAGAUCGGAUUGUUUCCUUGGUGAAGGAGGUUUUGGAAAAGUUUUCAAGGGGACUAUAGAGAAACCUGAUCAGGUUGUUGCAAUCAAGCAACUUGACCGGAAUGGGGCUCAAGGAAUCAGGGAAUUUGUGGUUGAGGUGUUGACACUAAGUCUUGCUGACCAUCCGAAUCUCGUUAAGCUUAUCGGGUUUUGUGCUGAGGGUGAUCAGAGACUAUUGGUCUACGAGUAUAUGCCGCUAGGAUCUCUCGAAGAUCAUCUUCAUGACCUCUCUUCUGGUAAAAAGCCACUUGAUUGGAACACCCGGAUGAAAAUAGCAGCUGGUGCAGCAAGAGGUCUGGAGUAUCUGCAUGAUAGAAUGAAGCCCCCUGUGAUCUACCGAGAUCUUAAAUGUUCGAAUAUCUUGCUUGGUGAAGACUAUCAGCCAAAACUAUCCGACUUUGGGUUGGCUAAAGUUGGACCAAGUGGGGAUAAAACCCAUGUCUCCACAAGGGUUAUGGGAACAUACGGAUACUGUGCUCCCGACUAUGCUAUGACGGGUCAGCUCACAUUUAAAUCCGAUAUAUACAGUUUCGGAGUUGUCCUUCUCGAGCUUAUCACUGGAAGGAAAGCAAUUGAUAAUACAAGAGCGCGUAAAGAUCAGAAUCUGGUUGGAUGGGCACGACCGUUGUUCAAAGACAGGAGGAACUUUCCGAAAAUGGUUGACCCGUUGCUUCAGGGACAAUACCCGGUCAGAGGACUGUACCAAGCACUUGCGAUUUCAGCAAUGUGCGUUCAAGAGCAGCCGGGCAUGAGACCCGUUGUAGGCGAUGUAGUAUUGGCUCUCAACUUCUUAGCGUCUUCGAAAUAUGAUCCGAAUAGCCCUAGCAGCAGCAGAAGAAGGAACCCUUCUUUUCACAAAGAUAGAGAUGAUGAAGAGAAAAGACCGGACCUAGUCAAGGAAACCGAAGCUGAAGGGAGGAUGAUAAACACUCGGCGAGGGAUUUUUCCGGCAUCGGAGUAUUGGAUCCACGCAAUUCCGGUGAUCGUCUUUCUCUGUUUCUUCACCCUCUGGUGUUUCUCCCACUCAGUGAGCGUUGACAUGAGCGACGGAGAGAUAAUGUCUGUACAUCGUCUUGAGAAAUCAAUGGCAUUGAGAAACGAAUCUCAUGUCAGUUUGGCAGUUCUUGCUUCCUCUGCACUUUCACCAGUCUCUGCCAAUCAGAAUUUGACAGCUCAUCACAAGAUUCACAACGCAACUCAAUCGCUCAAUGAAACCCAAUCGGAGAUUAAACCGAAGCAGCCACUCUCCGGCUAA
Messenger RNA from Arabis nemorensis, 1605 nucleotides. The record is from the annotation of a GenBank genome assembly. NCBI's taxonomy places the organism in Eukaryota, Viridiplantae, Streptophyta, Magnoliopsida, Brassicales, Brassicaceae.